AUGGGUGAUCUUAUGCCAAAUGCUGAGUGUUAUAGAAGUUUAGUAGGAAAACUGAAUUUCUUAACUCACACUAGACCAGACUUAUGUUUUGUUAUUCAGCACUUUAGCCAAUAUCUUCAGAAACCUACUUAUUCCCACAUGAAAGUUGUUUUUCACCUCCUUAGAUAUCUCAAAAGUUUUGCUGAUGUUGGGGUUUCCUUUUUCAAUUCUCCUGAUUUCUCUAUUUCUCCAUAUUAUGAUAGUGAUUGGGCUAUUUUCCUUGAUACUAGAAGGUCUAUCACUGGGCUUUAUGUCAUUUUGGGUGGUUCUGUCAUCUCUUGGGAGGCAAAGAAGCAGCCUGUUGUCUCCCUCUCUUCAGCUGAGGCUGAAUAUAUGUAUGUUAGCAAGGUUGUUGUUGAAUUAGUGUGGUUAUUAAGACUCCUUGCAUAUUUCAAUGUUAUUGUUUCUGCUCCUGUCCCUGUAUACUGUGAUAAUCAGGCUGCAAUUCACAUAGCUAAAAAUCUUGUAUUCCAUGAGAGGACCAAGCAUAUAGAAGUGGACUGCCACUUCAUCAGAACUAAGCUCAAUGAGAGCCUAGUUGAGUUGCAUCAUGUUCCAACAGCUUCUCAAUUGGCAGAUAUCUUUACUAAGCCUCUAAAUGGGCUACUUCACCACAAACUUUUGCUCAAGUUUGGUGUUCAAGCCCCCUCCAACUUGCGGGAGGAAGGGGGUGUUGGAGUGGCAAAUAUACAAUCAGCUGUUGUGGAUCCUACAUGA
Molecule: messenger RNA, 756 nt
Organism: Lycium barbarum (goji berry)
Lineage: Eukaryota; Viridiplantae; Streptophyta; Magnoliopsida; Solanales; Solanaceae
Product: secreted RxLR effector protein 161-like
Exons: 1
Coding region: 1-756 (251 amino acids)
Source: RefSeq, a predicted model, not a curated record